Messenger RNA from Lachancea sp. 'fantastica', 4416 nucleotides. NCBI's taxonomy places the organism in Eukaryota, Fungi, Ascomycota, Saccharomycetes, Saccharomycetales, Saccharomycetaceae. The record is from the annotation of a GenBank genome assembly.
AUGAAUCUGACCUCCACGACGCCCGCUCAAUUCAUAUAUAACAACGAUGAGAGCGGUUUGGACAGCCAUUACGAAUCCAGCUCAUCCACAAUCUCAAAGGCAUACGCAAUGGGUAAGCUUACUGCAGCGCAGUACUUGGCGCAAGUAGCCCAGGCCACAAAUGGCGAUAUUUAUUACACUACCGACUUCAAAGCUGCCCAGUCCGGCGUCUCAGCAGCUCUGCAAGCUUUGCAAACUAAGAGUGAUGACGGCACUAAAGCUGUAACCCAGUUGGUAAAUGGUACAGACCCAUUUGCCGCAGUGGUGGAAAACAGCAGCGAAAAUGCCGUGACAAACGUGUUCACAGACGAAACGACCCUGGUGCGUGGUCUUCCACAUUUGUAUUCUUUGCAACGUUUGCCCGCGGUGGUAACGGUGGAAUUGCGUUCCCACGAAUACGCUGCCAUUCCUUUGGUCAAAGAUUUGGCAUAUGCGACUCUCGUGUCGACCUCGAGUUCAGUGCUGGCCAGACACGCCGUAGCUGCCGUACAGAUCGCCACUACAAAGCAACAGGCAGUUUUCCAUUUUGUGGAGUCUCAAGCAUUGUCAGGUCCAGUGGAGAAUGUGGUCGCUUCUGCUGAAGUAGACGAAGAAAAAAAUGUGAUCGAAGAGCUGCCCAGAUUUGCAUACCAAAGCUCUGCCAAAAAACCGUCGGUUUUGAUUGUCAACCUUUCUCCAUACGCCCAAGCGUUCGCCGAUGGCCUUCCUGCCGACGCGGCUUUGCUCGAUGUGCGUGUAUACAGACCAUGGUCUGCAGAGCAGUUCUUUGAACAAGUGCCAGCGUCUGUGCGUAAGAUAGUCAUAGUGCAGCGCACCAAUGGCGCGUUCACAACCAGUGGGUUUGAACCUAUCUUGCUCGACUUCUUUGCCGAUUUCAACACGUUGGUUGAAAGGGGCGUAGAUCAGCUUUUGGUGACCAACGUGGGUGAGCUACAAGAUAUUUCUCCCGCAGCGGCUCUCCAGGAAAUCGUUACAAACGCAAAUGCUGAAAGCCCCAACCACAACUUAUUUAUUGGCCAAACGCCCACCACAGCUGCCUCUGAACAGGCUAUUCAACUUCAAUCUUCUAUCAAGGGCGUCAUCUCUUUGGAAGAUGCCUACUUGAAGGUUCUUCGGCAAUUAUUUGCCUCAAACCUCCAGAUUUUGAAUCAAUAUCAGGAUCCAGAUGUCAACGCCACUAGCCCUGAGUACGGGUUCGGUUUGGCCACCAAGCAGGAGAGCGAAAGGCAGCGUUUGAUCGAGUUGGUUCGCGCGUCUCUUGAUGCUAGCGCUUAUCAAUCACCCAAUGCUGUCCGUAUCGUGGAACUUUUAUCCAAAUGGCUUCGCUUGAACGAACAACAACAGACUGUCACUUCUUUAGAAGAUGCCAACCGUACUGCCACAGAGGUUUUCCAGAUUCUGGAGCAAAAUCAGGACUCUAGUGUAGCCUUAGAGCUUCUGAAGGCCGCUCCUACGGAAGAAAGCUUCAAAUUUGCUUCGAAAUGGCUCAUCGGGUCCGAUGCCUGGUCUUAUGACUUGGGUAAUUCAGGUGUCCAUCAUGUUCUUUCGUCUCAACAGGAUAUCAACAUGCUCAUCAUAGACUCGGAGCCUUAUGAGAACGUCAAAAACUCCAAAUCUAAGCUCAGGAAGAAAGAUGUGGGUUUGUACGCUCUUAACUUCGGAAACGCUUACGUUGCCUCGGUGGCCGUAUACUCCUCUUACACACAGUUGCUAACGGCAUUUAUUGAAGCCUCCAAAUACGCUGGUCCUUCUAUCGUUUUAGCAUAUUUGCCAUACUCUUCGGAGCGCAACACUCCUUUAGACAUCUUAAAGGAGACCAAAAAUGGUGUGGAGUCUGGCUACUGGCCACUUUACCGCUAUAACCCUCAAGAAGAAAAUCCCGAUGAAGCCUUCAAGCUGGAGUCCUCCGUUAUCCGCAGACAGCUCCAGGAAUUUCUAGAUAGAGAAAACAGGCUAAGUCUUUUGACUCGGAAAAGCCCCGAGCUUGCGAGAAACUUGAAACAUGGUGCCAGCGGCGGAAUCGAGGCCAAACAACUCAGAAGAGCAAACGCGGCCUACGAGCAAUUGCUCGAAGGUUUGUCUGGGCCUCCUCUUCACGUUUAUUACGCGUCGGACGGUGGUAACGCGGCAAACCUGGCGAAAAGGCUGGGAACUAGAGCUGCUGCUAGGGGAUUGAAGGCUACAGUGUUGUCCAUGGACGAUAUAGAUUUCGAAACCUUUCAAGACGAGCAAAAUGUUAUUUUCAUUACUUCAACUGCUGGCCAAGGUGAAUUUCCACAGGACGGAAAGGCUUUUUGGGAUCAGCUCAAGGCAUCUUUAGACCUGGAUUUAGCAAGUCUGAACUUCUCCGUUUUCGGCUUGGGUGAUUCCUUAUACUGGCCUCGUAAAGAGGAUAAGCAUUACUACAAUAAACCCAGUGGAGAUCUUUUCAAGAAAUUGGAAGUUCUGUCCGCCAAGCCUUUGGCCCCACUAGGUUUGGGUGAUGACCAAGAUGCUGACGGAUACCAAACUGGCUAUAGCGAAUGGGAACCAAAAAUUUGGGAAGCUCUUGGAGUGUCUGGUGCCGCCGUUCCAGACGAGCCUAAGCCGAUUACCAAUGAAGAUAUGAAGAUAGAGUCCAACUUUUUGCGUGGUACCAUCGUAGAGGCCUUGAAGGAUGACUCUACUGGCGCCAUUUCUGCCACUGACCAACAAUUGACCAAAUUUCAUGGUAUUUACAUGCAAGAUGACCGUGAUAUUAGAGAUACUCGUAAGGCACAAGGCUUGGAGCCUUACUAUAUCUUCAUGAGCAGAAUUAGACUCCCUGGUGGUAAAGCGUCUCCCGAACAGUGGCUCAUUCUCGACAAGUUAGCUGAUAAGACAGGAAAUGGUACUAUAAAGAUCACGACCAGAGCCACUUUCCAACUACACGGUGUUGUUAAAAAGAACUUGAAGCACACUAUUAGAGCCAUGAACUCUACGCUUAUGGAUACCCUUGCUGCAUGUGGUGACGUAAACAGAAACGUUAUGGUCUCUGCUUUGCCUGCAAAUGCAAAGGUUCAUAAACAAGCUUCUGACAUUGCUGCUAGAAUCUCGGAGUAUCUUUUACCACAAACAACCGCCUAUCAUGAGAUUUGGCUGGAGGGUGCCGAUAAAGAGGACGACGACCCAAAGUGGCCUUCAAUUUUCGAAAACAGAAAAGAGGGUCCAAAGAAGAAGAAGACCCUGGUGAGCGGCAAUGCCCUUGUUGACGUUGAGCCAUUGUAUGGUCCUACCUAUUUGCCAAGAAAGUUCAAGAUCAAUAUGGCCGUGCCCCCUUUCAAUGAUGUCGAUGUAUGGUCGAUCGACGUUGGUUUGAUUGCCAUCGUUGACGAAAGCACUCAAAUAAUCAAGGGUUUCAACUUGUAUGUUGGAGGUGGUAUGGGUUGUACUCAUAACAACAAGAAGACAUACCCAAGAACAGGUUCUUCAUUGGGUUUCGUAAGCGCCGACGAGGUUCACAUCGCGAUCGAAAAUGUAAUGCUUGUUCAAAGAGACAACGGUGAUCGUGCCAACCGUAAACACGCCCGUUUGAAGUACACCGUUGAUGACAUGGGUGUCGACGUUUACAGACAAAAAACGGAGGAGCUUUGGGGUAAGAAGUUCGGCCCUGAACAACCUUACGAAAUCAAAUCUAACAUUGAUUACUUCGGAUGGGUCAAGGACGAGACGGGAAAAAACCAUUUCACGAUUUUCAUCGAGAACGGUAGAGUGGAAGACACACCCGACUUGCCUCAGAAAGCUGGUCUUAGAAAGAUCGCCGAAUACAUGCAAGAAACUGACAGUGGUCACUUCCGUCUGACAGGUAAUCAGCACGUUGUGAUCAGCGACAUCUCCGAUGAACAUUUGGCUAAAGUCAAAUCCCUGUUGAACAAGUACAAGCUCGACAACACCAACUUUAGUGGAUUGAGACUCUCAUCUGCGGCCUGUGUUGCCUUACCUACAUGUGGUCUUGCGAUGGCCGAAUCCGAGCGUUACUUGCCUGUGCUCAUCACCAAAUUGGAAGACAUUUUGGAACAAUACGGCCUGCGCCACGACUCGAUCGUUAUGAGAAUGACCGGUUGUCCAAACGGUUGUUCGCGUCCAUGGUUAGCUGAAAUAGCCUGCGUCGGUAAAGCUCCUGGCACUUACAACUUGAUGUUGGGAGGUGGAUAUCACGGACAGAGACUAAACAAACUCUACAAAGCUUCCAUCAAGGAGGAAGAGAUCAUUGCGACUUUGAAGCCGAUGUUCAAGAACUGGUCUCUACACAGACUUGAGGGCGAACAUUUUGGUGACUUCCUGAUCAGGACCGGUGUCAUCAAGCCCACGUUGGAAGGCAAGUACUUCCAUGAUGACGUUUCUGAGGACGCAUUGUAA